AGUGGUUGCCCCAGCACCCAUGGCUAACUUUACAUACACCAGUCAGCUGCAGUUCAAUCGUCUGGCUUUUCUAUCGGAUGAAAGGAUGUACACAUGUGUUGCUAGUAAUGCAGCUGGAAGAGCAGAACAGUCCGCUAUGCUGACAGUGAACGAGGCUCCGUCGAUUGUCCAGCUGAAUGACGUCACUCUUGUCACUGGCCGAAUGGCUCAGCUUCUAUGUCGAGUGCGCGCCAAGCCACCAGCCAUGAUCACCUGGACAGCGCCAUCGGGAAUUGCCACAGCAUUCACCACGACAACCGAGCAAGAUGCCUCGAACAGUCUGAUGCAGGUAGGUACCCUGUCGUUCACGGGCACGAAUGUACCAGCCGAUGCUGGCCCGUAUACCUGCAGUGCCAUGAACUCUGUCAAUAGUGUCACGAGGACAGCUUCGCUCAUUGUCCUAGGUCUGACAAUCGCUCCUGUGUCGUUGAUCAUUACUGAGGGCAGCAAUGCCACCAGUGUAUGCAAUGUAACUACUGGCCAGAUCACAUCCAAUGUCACCUGGACCUUUAACCUGAAUCCUCUUCCCGAUUCGCAAGUUUUCCAGUCUGGAAAGUAUGGCGAGAUUAUCACUUAUGUCAAUGUGGCCAGACCAACAAUGAUUCCUGGAGCCCCUAUCCUCCAUCAAUGCAGUGUUAUGGAUGACAAUGGAGGUGUUCUAGCCACAAGCAAUACUCAAUCUAUCAGUGUUGAUGUAAACAAUUGUCUCAAUGGCAAUUACUGUGAGGUGGUUCGCGGCAUACCCAACAGUGCUUGCAGGAAUGUAUUGGGAUCGCCCAUUGAGAGUUGCCUCUGCCUCGUCGGCUUUGAUCCCGUGGGUGCGUGUGGCAAUCUUGAUGAAUGUAGUCUGGGAACUCACAAUUGUUCCGCGCUCGGAGGCAACUGUACAGAUACGUUUGGAUCAUAUCAAUGUGCCUGCCUGGCGGGAUUCUCUGGUGAUGGAUUCAACUGUGUGGACAUAGACGAAUGUGCUCUACCGUCACCGUGUCACAUCAAUGCCACGUGUAAUAACACUGUAGGCAGUUUCACGUGUACUUGUAACCCAGGUUACACCGGUACAGGAUUCCUCUGUGGAGACUUAAAUGAGUGUUUGGUCGGUGAGGGUCCGUGUGAUACCAAUGCCAUGUGUGCAAACACCGUCGGUAGUUUCACGUGUACGUGCAACUCCGGUUUCACCGGUACAGGGUUGGUUUGCAAUGAUGUGAACGAGUGUUUGGUUGUACCAGGUCCUUGCAAUGCCAAUGCCACAUGCAACAACACCAUAGGCAGUUUCACGUGUACGUGCAACCCAGGUUUCAAUGGCACCGGCUUCGUUUGUGAAGACUUGAACGAGUGCUUGGUCGGAGCGGGUCCGUGUGAUGCCAAUGCCAGAUGUAACAACACUAUCGGUAGUUUUACGUGUACCUGUAUUGCAGGCUACACUGGAAAUGGAUUUGUUUGUAAUGAUGUGAACGAGUGCUUGAUUGGACCGGGUCCGUGCAACGCCAACGCCACCUGUAACAACACCAUAGGAAGCUUCACGUGCACGUGCAACGCAAGUUUCAACGGCAACGGGAUCAUUUGUGAAGAUGUGAACGAGUGUAUGCUCGAACCGGGUCCGUGUGCACCGAACGCCACGUGCACCAACGUCGUGGGUAGUUUCUCAUGCAUGUGCAACCCUGGAUUUACCGGCGAUGGGCUCACCUGCGUGAACAUCGUGGAGUGUGACAAUAUGCCGUGCGACGUCAAUGCCCGUUGUACGGACACCGUCGGCAGUUUUGCAUGCCGGUGUAAUCCUGGUUUUAGUGGCGCUGGUGUUGGCAGUAACUCCUGUGUGGAUAUCGAUGAAUGCAGUGACGGAACGCACAAUUGCUCAGCAGUCAGUGGCACCUGCACCAAUGUCAUGGGCAGCUUUUCAUGUGCGUGUGCAAUGGGUUUCAGCGGCAAUGGACUUCAGUGUGCGGAUGUUGAUGAGUGUUCAAGCGGCAUUCAUGGCUGCAGUGAGUUUGCUAGCUGCACAAACACAGUUGGUAGUUUCAUAUGUGCAUGCCUAUCAGGCUACACAGGCACUGGACAGAUGUGCGCAGAUACUGAUGAAUGCUUGCAGUCACCACCAGCCUGCCCCAGUACCAACCAGCUGUGCCAAAAUAUGGCGGGCACCUUCAGGUGUGACUGUGAGUCUGGUUUCUAUGCCAACGACUCAUCGAAUUGUAUUACAGUGUCCAACCUUUUGGAAGGCUUUGUUCCACCGGUAGCACCUACGCCCAAUACCCUGACCUGGACUAUCACCAGAUUCCCAGAUACCUCACUCAUAAACUACCGUAUUGUAGUUGUGGAUCUCGGCACCGAUCCAUCCACUGUGGACUUUUCCGAGUCGCCUGGCUUCACGUACGCCAACGGAGCCAACGUCUUGACAUAUGAACAGGUACGCGAUCAAGGCACGUUCAGCACGCCCCGCGCUGCUUACUAUGCGGCCGUCUUCACGUUCGGCAGCGGUCAGACAAUGCAGUUCACGUCAGGCGCGGACAUGAUGACAACAGUGUCGGGCGUGCGGAAUGGCCCACUGGUUUCCGAUCGUUCGUACACCAUCUUCUACGAAGCAUCUGCGGCGGCGUUUACGUCACGGCGCAAACGACAGACUAUAAUCUCAGGCAUAACAGCUUCAGCCUAUCAACCAGUGCAAAGAACAGAUGCAGCUCUGGAAAUACUGGAGCUCAACAACGUGUCGAUAUACACAGAUCAGCGAGGACGGCUGGAGUGCCGGGUUCGAGGGAAACCGUUGCCAACCAUACUCUGGAGUACCCCGGCCUCUGCCAACUCGAACAGGUUUCAGAUUCUCACGUUGACCGUGCCUGAAGACCCCUUGGUGUUGAUAAGUGUCAUCACGUUCACUGUUAUUAAUGUCCUGGAAGAUGCUGGUGCGUACACUUGCACGGCCAAUAACGCAGUUAGCGUUUCCAUGGCUACGGCAUAUCUCACAGUGCUGGAGCAAGAAGCAUCGUCAUCGCGUACAACGACCGCCAUUAUAGCGGCGGCCAUUGGCUUUGUUGUCGGCUUGCUUCUCCUUGGUGGGUUGGUAGUGAUUUAUAUGGUGCACCGCCGACGUACGGCUAGGACCGUCACGGUGAUGGAGAACAACGGCAUCAUACCACAGACCUUGCUUGAAAACCGAAUGACCAAGAAUGAAGCGUACGUGUUGACUCCGACUAGGGCCGACACAAACCAAGGCCCGCUCUAUGAGAGCAUGCGCCUAUCCUAAUCUGUAUUGCAUGCUUUUAAAGUCCCUUAUCCUUUAUGUUUUGGAGCGUGUACCACAACCUUUUCGUUCAGUAUCUCCCAGGUUUAAACUCUUACAGGGAUUUGCUUGGGCAAUUAUGUCAAAAGUCUGAUAGCCAGUAUACAUCAAUGUACCAAUAUGCUAAAUCCUAUUCAUCUCUUCGCUGCCUUACGUAACAAGUCAUAGUUACAUGUACAUGCUAGCAUCUCUCCAGCAAUAGGCUAUAGUAUUAUAGGCUGCCACUAGAAUUUGUCUAAC
This is a messenger RNA of Sycon ciliatum, 3553 nucleotides long. RefSeq names its product fibropellin-1-like. The transcript is spliced from 11 exons. NCBI's taxonomy places the organism in Eukaryota, Metazoa, Porifera, Calcarea, Leucosolenida, Sycettidae. The coding region runs from base 20 to 3277 and encodes 1085 amino acids. The record is from RefSeq and is a predicted model, not a curated record. Gene Ontology annotation, molecular function: calcium ion binding.